Molecule: messenger RNA, 888 nt
Organism: Coccinella septempunctata (seven-spotted ladybird)
Lineage: Eukaryota; Metazoa; Arthropoda; Insecta; Coleoptera; Coccinellidae
Product: dTTP/UTP pyrophosphatase
Exons: 4
Coding region: 144-761 (205 amino acids)
Molecular function (GO): nucleoside triphosphate diphosphatase activity
Source: RefSeq, a predicted model, not a curated record
UAACGUCAAUAGAUUAGAUAGGUUAGGCUUCAAUAUAAUAUUUGAUGUAUAUUUCACUUUCAGGGAAGGUUAUUUUUCCGUCAUUGAUGUUACCCGUGUUUUCCACUGAAUAAUUAUUGUCGUACUACCACAAAGGUUUGAAUAUGUUGGAGCCCUUGGUUGGGAAACUGAAACCCAUGAGGAUAGUCCUCGCCAGUGGUUCUAAACAACGAGAAGUUCUUCUGCGAAGCACGGGUUUGGAUUUCGAGAUAUAUCCCUCAAGUUUUGCUGAGAAUUUGAACCCAGACGACUAUACAUUCAAAUAUUUCGUAGAGGCUACGGCACAAAGAAAAACGGAAAAUGUUUUUGAGGUAAUGAAGUACGAUGAGAAGAGGCCAGAUUUGAUAAUUGGGGCUGAUACUAUGGUAACCUUUUGCGGUAAAAUGUACGGAAAGCCUAAGGAUAAUAUGGAGGCAAGAAGGAUGAUAAAAGAUUUAACACAAAGCGACAAGCCUCAUGAGGUUUAUACAGGGGUAGCUAUAUGGUAUAAAGGAGAAAUUCACACCUUUUCUGAAAUGACCAGGGUUCAUAUGACGAAUUUGACUGAUGAAGAAAUAGAGAAUUAUAUACUGACCAAAGAGCCCAUGGGUAAAGCAGGAGGAUAUGGAAUACAAGGCUUAGCUGCAACUUUUGUGGAAAGGAUAGAAGGCGACGUAAACAAUGUUAUAGGUUUGCCUCUGUGUCGAUUGGUCAAGGAACUGAAGCAAAUUGUCAAGCUUUAAAUGUACCACACCACCAAUACGCUUUUGAAGACAGAGUACAAAAGAUUUUCUGUUUAUUAUCGCAUGCUUAUUUGUAGUUUUUCCCACAUUUUUUUACCAGAAAAAUAAAAUGUUUUCGAUUGGAAAA